UAUAUUUUAUCAUUAUCUUUCAUCAGAAUGUAUCCAUCUGUAAUCUAUAAAUUUUAUUUAAUCACAUAAUUAACGUAAUCUUCAACAUAUAAACGUUGUUUCAAUAUUUAAACAAUAAAAGCAAGAUGACACAAAUCCAGUUUUAAAAGACAGCGUACAGACGGCUGAAUAUUUCAUUAAAGAAGGUUUGAAUGCUCGACAAAUCAACGUUUAAAGUAUAAGCUCAUAUAAAGAAGCAAAUCACUUUUUGAUUUGAAAAGGUGUGUUGAAAUAUCUGGGAUGAAAUUUGGUAUACACUGAGAAAAAUUAGAUUUGUGAAGAUUUUAUCUACAUUCUUACAAAUAUUAACACUGAUUGUAAUAUAAGGAACAGAAACAUCUGUGUUUCCCUCUUUUCGCCUCACCAUCUAUUUGUAUGACUGCAGGUAGGCGAACAUUAAGACAGAUAGAUAGUCAGAUAGACUGAAGGACACCAGAGGUGACGGAGCAUCUGUGAUGGAGUCAGAAGAACAGAUUUAUAUCAACAUAGAGGAGCUGAAGGGAGACAAACGCUACAGACCAGAGGAAACUGGAACCAAGCCCGUGAGAACUGAUGCUGUGGCUGGAAAACAAACUGAAACUUGGCCACUUUUUAAAGUUUCUACGGUUUGUCUGGGCCUGCUGUGUUUCCUCCUUCUGACCACGGCCAUCAUAAUCAGCAUUCUCUAUAAAAAAGACUUUAAUCAGCUGUCCAGAGACCUGGCCAAUCACACAGCAGAGAAUCACCGGCUCCUGGUCCAGUACCAGAACCUGACUGAUGAAAGAGACAAGUUACAAACCAGUUUGACUGUUGGUAAGUGCCCUGAUGGAUGGAGGAGAUUUGGUUGCAGUUGUUACUUCUUUUCAACAUCAGUUAGCACAUGGUCUCGCAGUAAACAGAUGUGUCAACUCCACGGAGCAGACCUGGUGAUCAUAAACAGCCAGAGCGAGAUGAUGUUUCUGAAUAAGGUUAGAGCUCAUUCAAAGUUUUGGAUCGGUAUGGAUGGUAUGUCAUCCAGCUAUAGUAACAAGUGGACUGAUGGAUCAUCCCUUAAAACUACGUACUGGCAAGAUGGACAUCCUCAAAUAAGACACAUGAGAUAUUCGCCUUCCAAUCAGAUUUGUGCAGCUUUUAACAGCUUUGCAGUUGGUUCGUUUGUGAGGAAUAUUAAGUCAUGGACUAGUGAGUCCUGUAACCUAUUCCUACGGUCAGUUUGUAAGAAAGAGGCUGACAUGUCCCUAACGUCCUGGUAAACUCAAAAGACAUUACAAAGAAAAGUUUAAUUCUCGUAAAUUAAUUCUGAUCGAGUGCUGCUCAUGAUUAAGUGAUGUUUCCCAAUUAAAACUAAGACCAUUCAUUGUAAACGUGAAAUAUUAAACAUGAAUUAAAUACACUUUAGGUGACAGGCUUAUUCUUUAAAUAAUUGGUAAAUAAUAUUAAACGUAGAUGAAUAAUUUUUUAUACAGCAUCAACAGCAGUAGUCCUGUCAGGGGACUUUAAUGGAAUAAGACAAAAUAAACAGUAUAGAAUAAAUAUAUACAAAUAAUAACGGAAAAUACAGUAUGUACAAUGGCUUACAUUUAUGUAGCAGAAUUAAGUCUAUAUAGAAAAUACAUUUAGGCUGGAUGCAUAUAGCUAUACUUGACUUUUUCUUUUCCAAAUGACUUUUUAAAGGUUAAAAAAUCUUAUUCCAGACGUGUUUAAACGGUUUCAGAACUAAUCAGAAAACACAUCACAUGACUCUUCAACCUGGGGAUGUGCAUGCUGGAGUAAAGUAAAUGGACUUGAGCUUGUAGAGCGCUAUUCUAGUCUUCUUCAGGUCAAACCUAUACACAUUCACAGACAGCUGUCUGGAUUGAACCCCACACCUUCUGGAUAAGAGAAGACCAACUCUACCACUGAGCCACAGCUGCCCAAAGAUCUACCAUUUACUGUAUAUAAAGUAAAGCCAAAACCAUGUCUAAAAAACAUUUAUUUGAUGUGUAUUUUGAUUGAAAAGUUUGACCCAUGUUCCAUCAGUUAACAUGGAGGAGGCGGAGCUUAUGACCUAAACCACAGCCAGUCAGCAAGAGGAGCUCUCAAUAUUUUUGCUUCCCUUUUAGGGAGCUGUCUUUUUAUCCAUUAUAUAUUUUAAAACAGUCUCUCAACAGUAUGGACAAACAAAACAUUGCUUCAUGAAGGGCUGAUAACUCCAGUGAACAUGAAAACUGCCAAAUUAAGCUUUUGAGCACCUACAGGCUGUAGCUUUGUGAAAGGGCUCAUCGUUUGACAAACUAAUGAAAUUAAUUAUUUAUCACUUCACUUCUACCGAAACCAUAACAGACUAUCUUGAAACAAACACAGUAAGCCUCCAAAUAAAUCUGACUCAUACAUUGAUGUAAUUGUCAUCAAUUAUAAUAAUAAUAUAAUUAUAAUGUACAGUAGUUCACUUGAUUAAGGGCAUUUAUUCUUUUCUCUUUAUUAUUCUAUGUUCUGUUUCAUUAAAAUCUUUUUUUGGCCUCCUCAUC
Molecule: messenger RNA, 2525 nt
Organism: Labrus bergylta (ballan wrasse)
Lineage: Eukaryota; Metazoa; Chordata; Actinopteri; Labriformes; Labridae
Product: CD209 antigen-like protein E
Source: RefSeq, a predicted model, not a curated record